UCCCUUUGACAAUUGACCACGGCAGCAGCCCUCCAGCAACCUGCGAGAUAUUGUUGAAUAGUGUUUACGCCCCUGCGAUGAAUGUUACCGAUCGCAACAAUUCCCGACGCGGUAAUAACAGUAACGUACACCGGCGCGCCUUCCAUCUGCCCACGGAGGUGCAGUCAGUACCCAAGCAGUCGAGUCGCCGCCGUCCACCAGGCUCUCCUGAACGGACGAGCGUGCAGCACAUGGUUCUGUCAAAUGUCGCGAUGCCUACCAUUGAUGAGUCAUCCCAAGUAGACCAGAGCAGGCGGAAGAAACCAGUUAAUCUAUCGUCUGUCCCUACGACCUCCCGUUCUUUCAUCGUCGCUAUCGAUGAGGCCAGCUCAGAUCGUGGCCGCAAGUCGAAGGCAAGACAGCGCCACCACAAUCGCCAUCUCUCGGAGAACGGCGCACAAGCUGGAGUGCCUCACCCGGUACAGACAGUCUUUUCCAUACCAAAGGAAGAAAGAUCAAAAUCUCAGGACGGCCCACUUGCCGCAGCUGAGUUUGCUAAAAUGAAACGGGAAAUCGAUAAUUUGAGAAGAUUGGCUCAAGAGAACAAAAAAGUUGUCAAGAAGCAAAACAAGCUCAUAGAAGAGUUGAAGCAACAGGAAAACACUACUAAUCAGAAAUUGAAAGAAACGGAAUCGCAGGUGCAAAAGUUACAGAGUAAGUCGAAGAAAGCCGAAGAGUUCAUGAACACAGCGGAGAAUAAUGUACAAUGUCAGAUUUGUAUGGAACUCCUCCUGAAGCCGUAUGCACUUUCGCCAUGUGGCCACGUGCUAUGUGUUACUUGUCUUCAGGAAUGGUUCCGAAAAGCUCCCAUGGGUGACGAUGACAUGGAUGAUGUCGAUAAUCCAGCUUACAUCCUUCAUCGCCGCAAGACAUGUCCGUGUUGUCGCGCUGCGGUCCUCCAUCGUCCUAUUCCUAUUUUUGCAGUUAAAUCCAUCGCCGCGGCACUCGCCAAGGCGAAAGGUACAUCUGCCGUAGCAUCGCUGAACCGUGAUGCUACCAGUGAAUUGGAUCCAUGGGAGGGUAUAUUCCCGCCCCACAGCCAAGUGAGUGGACGGGAGGCAAGUGAAGGGGACGAGGGCGAAGAAGAUGACGACGACGAUGACUAUGAAGAGGACGACGACCAUUCCUCCGAUUGGUACGAGGAUGUUUUCAGUUAUGGGACUGACAGCGAUGAAGAGCCAUACCUCGGCGGGUACGUAUAUCCCCAGUGGGAGCCGCCCACUGUGAUCGUAGAUGAGGAUGACUACCUCUUCGAGCAACUAGUCCCUGGUGAAUUCAACGCUCUUCGGCGCGGCGCGACCCUCCAAAUGUUGCGUGAAUAUGAGAUGCGAUACUCGCAUGACGAGGGUCUUAUCGCGCACGACGAAGAGUUCAACCGCUACUUUCUCGGGUGGAACAUUCGGUUGAGUUCGGAUGAUGAAAAUGGGGAAGGAUUCAUGCAGUACAUCAUGGAUGACGUGACCAAUCGACCGGAGAGGUGGCGGAUAGCAGAGUACGAUGACGGGACCUUCGACGCUCACCUUCUUGUUCGCGAGGAUGAAGUCCACGACUAUGCCGACACGGACUCGGAUUACAACUACAUGGAUGUGGAUGGCCGAUAGUAGGCUGAAUCAUUUUCGUAAUUCCUGAUAGAGGUAAAAGUUGCCAGGGCGUUCUUCAUAUUUACUUGGGAGUGUAACUACUACAGAAUUAACUACAUACGAAGCUGUAUAUCCUGUUCUUGAUGGUGUAUUGAUGUUGUACUACAAAUCCCAUACAUCUUUUUCUGAUUGCAGCGGUGAUGCAG
Molecule: messenger RNA, 1825 nt
Organism: Pisolithus orientalis
Lineage: Eukaryota; Fungi; Basidiomycota; Agaricomycetes; Boletales; Pisolithaceae
Exons: 8
Coding region: 78-1640 (520 amino acids)
Molecular function (GO): metal ion binding
Source: RefSeq, a predicted model, not a curated record